Messenger RNA from Gossypium raimondii (Peruvian cotton), 4449 nucleotides. RefSeq names its product probable alpha-mannosidase At5g13980. The coding region runs from base 1192 to 4218 and encodes 1008 amino acids. Gene Ontology annotation, molecular function: alpha-mannosidase activity; carbohydrate binding. NCBI's taxonomy places the organism in Eukaryota, Viridiplantae, Streptophyta, Magnoliopsida, Malvales, Malvaceae. Gene Ontology annotation, biological process: mannose metabolic process. The record is from RefSeq and is a predicted model, not a curated record. The transcript is spliced from 29 exons.
CCGUAGAUGCUUAAAGUUAUCUGCUAAAUACUUUGAACCAUAUCAAGUGAUUGGCAAGUGGGUAAGUUGAACUAUCAACUAUAGCUGCCUCUGGACUCGAAGAUCCUUUCCACAUGCCAUGUUUCUCAGUUAAACAUGUUGGUAAUAGACCAACUUAGCUGCAGUUAACUUCAGUGGAUGAAGAAGGGACGAUCACUAAAGAACCCUUGUAGAUUUUAAAUAGAAGAAAAACGAUUAUGACAGUUAAUAAAAGAGGAAUAUCUAACUGCUCUGCUUCUAAGCCUCAGCCACCAUGGCAGCGGAAACAACCCCCCCUUAUUUCGCUAAGGGAAUCGCGAGACAGCCGGUUCAACACUCAAACAGUUGCACAUUUUUUCGGUUGUGCACCUUCAUCAGUCAAUAUUUUCAUCACUUUUCGACGGUCUUCGAUUGCACUAGCCUAAUAUCAAGCUCUUGAAACCGGAAUUCUUAAACUUUGUCGCCGCCAUCUUCUUAACCUCCCCUAGUAGAUCAAUGAUGGAGGAAAUGCCGGUAGGCGGCGGCAGCGGUGGGUUUGAACGGCGUCGUUCAGUGUUUGUUGGCGAAUUUUAGAGGGAAUCUGAAGUUGGAGAGGAAGGGAAUGUCAAAGUGAGAAGAACUGAACUGUUUAUGUUUUACAUUUGUUGUCCCCUGAUUUCCUCGAUUUCUUGGUCCGGCCAGUGAGGGGGAGGUUCGUCUACGUGUCUAAUGAAAAGGCAGUGGAUGAAGAUUUUGCUGGAUUUUCUUUUGAUCUUUGGAGGAUACGAGCUGAUUCCCCUUGAUUUCUGUGGGUUCCAUAUUGAUUUAAGGACGUGUUUGUUACUUUGGGGAAAAAACAAAGCAUCGCCGAUUCAUUGUUAAAGUUCGAGUCGAGAGUAUAAGAUAAGCUCAAACAAACACUUCAAGGACAGUUCUUUGUCUUAUUCAAGAAAAGUUUCUUUAAAUUACCGUAAUUUCGUAAUAUUUUAUAUACUAUUGAAAGCGACCUGUCUUGAUGUAUUCACUCACCUUUCACAACUAAACAAAUAAUUAAACAACAAAGAACUGAUCGGCUGACACAAUUGCUCUUUGAAAUCCUUGCUUGAUCGUUAAAUGCAGCUUUGUUUUCAUUUAUAGAGCACAAACUUUUCACUUUCUAUACUCUCUGAGCUGAGUUUAUCGUCCAGGAUAACCAUGGCUGUUCAUGGGGCGUGGAUUUUGAUUUUGGUCACGUUGAUGAGCAUUUGGUGCGUUGAACCAAAGUAUAUUAUUUACAAUACUACGUCGAAGAUAGUUUCCGGGAAACUCAAUGUUCAUUUGGUUGCUCAUACGCAUGAUGAUGUUGGUUGGUUGAAAACUGUUGAUCAGUACUAUGUCGGCUCCAAUAAUUCCAUUCAGGGAGCUUGUGUCCAGAAUGUCCUGGAUUCUAUUGUACCGGCAUUAUUAGCUGACAAGAACAGGAAGUUCAUUUACGUUGAACAGGCAUUUUUCCAGAGAUGGUGGAGAGAUCAGAGUGAGACAGUUCAAGAGACAGUAAAGCGGCUCCUCAACUCUGGUCAACUAGAGUUAAUAAAUGGAGGCAUGUGUAUGCAUGAUGAAGCUGCCCCACAUUACAUCGACAUGAUCGAUCAAACAACUCUCGGCCAUCGAUUUAUCAAACGAGAAUUUAAUAUCACCCCAAGGAUUGGUUGGCAAAUUGAUCCCUUUGGACAUUCUGCAGUGCAAGCUUACUUGUUGAGCGCAGAGGUUGGAUUUGAUUCUCUCUUCUUCGCACGAAUUGAUUACCAAGACAGAGCUAAAAGGAAAGAUCAGAAAAGCCUUGAAGUUGUUUGGCGGGGAUCCAAGAGUCUUGGCUCAUCAUCACAGAUAUUUGCUGGUGCAUUCCCUGAGAAUUAUGAGCCUCCAAGUAAUUUCUACUAUGAAGUUAAUGAUGAUUCACCUAUUGUCCAGGAUAACAUGGAGCUGUUUGACUACAAUGUUCCCCAGCGUGUGAAUGAGUUUGUAGCGGCAGCAUUUUCUCAGGCUAACAUAACUCGAACAAAUCAUGUGAUGUGGACAAUGGGAACAGAUUUCAAGUAUCAAUAUGCACACACAUGGUUCCGGCAAAUGGACAAGUUCAUUCAUUAUGUUAAUCAAGAUGGACGUGUGAAUGCCCUAUAUUCUACCCCAUCGAUAUAUACUGAUGCAAAAUAUGCUACAAAUGAGGCUUGGCCACUGAAGACUGAUGACUACUUUCCAUAUGCAGACCGUAUAAAUGCCUACUGGACUGGAUAUUUUACAAGCCGGCCUGCACUCAAAGGUUAUGUUAGGACAAUGAGUGGCUACUAUUUGGCAGCAAGACAGUUAGAAUUCCUUAAGGGAAGAAGUAAAGCUGGACCAAACACUGACUAUUUAGCCGAUGCUUUGGCACUUGCUCAACAUCAUGAUGCAGUCAGUGGCACUUCAAAGCAGCAUGUGGCUAAUGACUAUGCGAAAAGACUAUCCAUUGGCUACGAGGAGGCUGCAAAGGUGGUCGAAACAUCGCUUACCUCUAUAACAAGGUCCUCUUCAAAGACAGACAGUGGGAACAAAGUGACCAAGUUUCAGCAGUGCCUGCUUCUGAAUAUAAGUUAUUGUCCUUCGUCAGAGGUUGAUCUGUCAAACGGAAAAAAUCUGGUGGUUGUUGUCUACAAUCCUUUGGGAUGGAAAAGGGAGGAUAUUAUACGAAUCCCGGUUAUUGAUGAGACUGUCAUCGUUAAGGAUCAUAGAGGAAAUGAAAUCGAAUCGCAGAUUGUACCUCUGCUAAAUGCUUCUUUGGCCAUAAGAAAUUACCAUUCCAUGGCAUAUUUGGGUAAAUUCCCAAGUGUUACCCCAAAGUAUUGGCUUGCAUUUUCAGCUUCUGCACCUCCUCUCGGGUUAAACACUUACUUCAUCUCAAGCGGAAAACAAAAAGCCAUAGCAGCUCCUUCAAAGAACCAAGUAGUGUACAGUUCUAAAGAAAAACAAAAAGAUGUGAUCGAAGUAGGGCCAGGCGACCUGAAACUUGUGUUCUCUGCAAAACAACGAAAACUCAUUGGCUACAUUAAUAGCAGAACUAAGGUAAAAGAAACUGUAAGGCAAUCAUAUAGCUUUUAUACCGGAGCAACUGACAUAAAACAGGCCUCCGGAGCAUACAUCUUUCGACCAAAUGGCACGAAUUCAUUGAAACCUGAUCACCAGGCUUUGACUGUUUUACGGGGACCAAUUUUGGAUGAAGUACACCAGAGAAUCAAUUCAUGGAUAUAUCAGAUCACAAGAGUGUACAAGGGAAAGGAGCAUGCAGAAUUUGAGUUCAUUGUUGGUCCUAUUCCAAUCAGUGACGGAAUUGGAAAAGAAGUUGUGACUAAGAUUUUAACACAUAUGAAAACCAGCAAAACAUUCUAUACAGAUUCCAGUUGUCGUGAUUUCCUUGAAAGGAUUCGAAACUAUCGAAAAGAUUGGAACCUGGACGUGAAUCAGCCUGUUGCAGGAAACUAUUACCCUAUUAAUCUUGGGAUGUAUGUUAAAGAUGACGAUAAGGAGCUUUCAGUCUUAGUAGAUCGAUCCAUGGGUGGAGCCAGCAUUAAGGAUGGUGAAUUGGAACUAAUGCUCCAUAGGAGGUUGCUUCACGAUGAUGGUAGAGGUGUUGCAGAAACCCUAAAUGAAACGGUUUGUGUUCAAAAUAAGUGCAGUGGACUAACUAUCGUUGGGAAAUAUUACCUCAGAAUCGAUCCUCUGGGAGAGGCAGCUAAGUGGCGUCGAUCAUUUGGUCAGGAGAUAUAUUCUCCAUUUCUCUUAGCCUUUACUCAGCAGGAAGGAGAUGGAUGGACUAAUUCCCACGUCUCAUCCUUUUCUGGGAUGGAUCCAUCCUAUGUUUUACCAGAUAAUGUAGCAAUGAUAACCCUCCAGGAAUUGGACAACGGGCAAGUUCUUCUUCGGCUGGCACACUUAUACGAGGUUGGGGAGGACAAGGAUCUCUCAGUUAUGGCAAGUGUACAGCUUAAAAAAGUAUUUGCACAUAAGAAGAUAAAUAAAGUAACAGAAAUGAGCUUAUCUGCUAACCAAGGAAGAGUGGAAAUGGAAAAGAAGAGGCUGGUGUGGAAAGUGAAAGGCUCCCCCGAAGAAGUGCCAAAAGUAGUGAGAGGUGGACCGGUUGAUCCAGCUGCAUUGGUGGUUGAACUUGCUCCGAUGGAAAUCCGAACCUUUGUCAUCGACUUCAAUUAGAAGACAACAAAUAAGUUACGUUCAUUGUUCCUGAAGAAUGAUCAAAUAAAAUGCUACUGGUUUCAUCGUUGGAGGCGAGCGAGUUCGGCGAUAAGAUUUGCAUGAAAUUACCUUUACUGUAUUUUUCUGCCAAUUCCUUUAGUUCAGGUCCCUCAAGCAAACUGCCAGUCUGUUGUAACAUUAAAUAAAUCAUUGUUUCUUGUGUAUUUGAUGUGCUUGUUAUUGGCUUCA